Molecule: messenger RNA, 1161 nt
Organism: Fusarium proliferatum ET1
Lineage: Eukaryota; Fungi; Ascomycota; Sordariomycetes; Hypocreales; Nectriaceae
Exons: 2
Coding region: 1-1161 (386 amino acids)
Source: RefSeq, a predicted model, not a curated record
AUGGAUCCAGUAGCAGCGGAUCAACUGAACGAUCAAGAUGUCUAUCAGGCGACAAAAGACCUAUUCGUGGGUCAAAAAGCCAAAUUCCGAAAGCUGGGGCUCGUACAGAAGUCCAUCGAGAGCUACUCGAGACGAGAUAAUACACUACGACGAUUCGUAGACAUAUACGGUGUUGAAACCAUUUGCCAGGUUGUUCUUAGGCUGCUUUCUGGCGGGGUAUAUGAAUCAAUGUUGACCGCGAGCCGUCGAUUCCCGGAUCUAUUCAACCCAUCAGCCGUCCAGAGCGAGGCAAGGGACAUACUCGAAGCAGAAGCUAUUAGAAACGAACAGACCGCGCUUGAAGGCAUAGUUCAGAGCCAAUUGGCUGACAGUAAGGGAAUAUUUGACUGCGCUGGGGCUAUGGUUGCCUUACGUGACUCGGGAAAUGACAUUCCGAACGGCCAGGCCAGCAAGUCAUCGUCGCUAUUUCCAGUAUAUUUACCGUUUCCCACGGAACAUCUGCUCAUGGAACGACUUCAAAAGACUCUUGAACUUGCAUGUUAUGAGUUUGGGGCUCGGGCUAUGCCGGACACACUGCGAAAGCGUUGCUGGGACUGUCCUGAGUCAGUAGAGCUCAGUAAAUGGACUGAGGUCUUCAGGCGAGAAGGGGUAUUGGAGCGGGGGAGUCCCCGUAAAGCUUUGAAGGAACUAUUACUUUCCAUUGCAAACAUAAGACACACAGCUGUCCACCGCUUGCGUACAAGCUCGGUAGGGCUAGAGCAGUUUAUUGCUGAUGCAGAAGAUCUCGUUGACGUGUUGGGAGAUACAGCGUAUUCGAAAUCGAUGUCUCAGCUCAGGGCGAAUGUAAAUUCGGCGAUUACGGAGCUUAUGCAAAAUAAGCAAAUUCUUCAGCUGCAACUAGAGCAUACUCAAGCCGCAAUAGAACAGCAACGGGCUGAACUAGAUCGGAGAGAGCAAGAGGCCAUUCACAAUGCGAGAGAAGAGGACAGAAAGUACCAGAUGUUAGCAGGGGAAAGAGUUCAGAAGGCACUAGAACAUAUAGGGAACUUGGGAGGAACGGAUAAUAGAAGGAUUUCUCCACUGGAGGGUUUUGGCAGCGUUGGGGGCAUGGCAGAGGAUGAUGACGAUGACUUGGACAAAUUCGAGGACUGUAAUGAAUGA